Lynx canadensis (Canada lynx) is the source of this 1481-nucleotide messenger RNA. RefSeq names its product SIX homeobox 1 (gene SIX1). The transcript is spliced from 2 exons. Gene Ontology annotation, molecular function: DNA-binding transcription factor activity, RNA polymerase II-specific; RNA polymerase II cis-regulatory region sequence-specific DNA binding. Bases 276 to 1130 code for a protein of 284 amino acids. The record is from RefSeq and is a predicted model, not a curated record. Gene Ontology annotation, biological process: regulation of transcription by RNA polymerase II. Lineage: Eukaryota; Metazoa; Chordata; Mammalia; Carnivora; Felidae. Gene Ontology annotation, cellular component: transcription regulator complex; nucleus.
CGGCAACGAGCAGCAUCAACCCGGCGGGAGGCCGGAGCCAGAGAGGCCCAAAAAGGCUGCGGAGUGAGCCGGCCUCUCCGUGUCCAGCGCGCCCCCCUCCGCCUUCUUCCUCGGCCGCCCAGCCCUAAAUUUCGAUUAGCUUUUUCGCCUACGGAAAUCCUAGGAGGGGGUUAGGAGCAGCUGCGCCCCCCUCCCUGCGGCUGCCGCCCCCCUGCUUUUAAGGCGCUGCUCCCUGCCGCGUGCGCCUGGGCAGUGCAUCUCGGCAGGCCCCAACCAUGUCGAUGCUGCCGUCGUUUGGCUUCACGCAGGAGCAAGUGGCGUGCGUGUGCGAAGUUCUGCAGCAAGGCGGGAACCUGGAGCGUCUGGGCAGGUUCCUGUGGUCGCUGCCCGCCUGCGACCACCUGCACAAGAACGAAAGCGUGCUCAAGGCCAAGGCCGUGGUUGCGUUCCACCGCGGGAACUUCCGCGAGCUCUACAAGAUCCUGGAGAGCCACCAAUUCUCGCCUCACAACCACCCCAAGCUGCAGCAACUGUGGCUGAAGGCGCACUACGUGGAGGCCGAGAAGCUGCGCGGCCGGCCCCUGGGCGCAGUGGGCAAAUAUCGGGUGCGCCGAAAAUUCCCGCUGCCGCGCACCAUCUGGGACGGCGAGGAGACCAGCUACUGCUUCAAGGAGAAGUCGCGGGGUGUGCUGCGGGAGUGGUACGCGCACAACCCGUACCCCUCGCCUCGUGAGAAGCGGGAGCUGGCCGAGGCCACGGGGCUCACCACCACCCAGGUCAGCAACUGGUUUAAGAACCGGAGGCAAAGAGACCGGGCCGCCGAGGCCAAGGAAAGGGAGAACACCGAAAACAAUAACUCCUCCUCCAACAAGCAGAAUCAACUCUCUCCUCUGGAAGGGGGCAAGCCGCUCAUGUCCAGCUCAGAAGAAGAAUUCUCACCUCCCCAAAGUCCAGACCAGAACUCGGUACUUCUGCUGCAGGGCAAUAUGGGCCACGCCAGGAGCUCAAACUAUUCUCUCCCUGGCUUAACGGCCUCACAGCCCAGCCACGGCCUGCAAGCCCACCAGCAUCAGCUCCAGGACUCCCUGCUGGGCCCUCUCACCUCCAGUCUGGUGGACUUGGGGUCUUAAGUGGGGAGGUACUGGGCCUGGAAGCAGUGACUAGGGACAUUUGUAAAUAGAAAUCAGGAACAUUUUUGCAGCUUGUUUCUGGGGUUCUCUGCGCAUAAAGGAAUGGUGGACUUUCACAAAUAUCUUUUUAAAACUCAAAACCAACAGCGAUCUCAAGCUUAGUUAGUUACCUUCUUCUCUCCAACUCUUGCAUUUCCCAUCCCAGUGCAGAGAUCAGGAAAAAAAAAAAAAAAAAACCCAAACAAACAAAAGCACCCACUCACCCAGUCUUGUUUCUGGGCAAUCCAUGUGCCAGCUUCAGUAGCCUUUCUUUCUUUCUUUCUUUCUUUCUUUCUUUCUUUCUUUCUUUCU